This is a messenger RNA of Clupea harengus (Atlantic herring), 1801 nucleotides long. RefSeq names its product EEF1A lysine methyltransferase 2 (gene eef1akmt2). The record is from RefSeq and is a predicted model, not a curated record. NCBI's taxonomy places the organism in Eukaryota, Metazoa, Chordata, Actinopteri, Clupeiformes, Clupeidae. Gene Ontology annotation, molecular function: protein-lysine N-methyltransferase activity. Gene Ontology annotation, cellular component: cytoplasm.
CACCAAUCAGGAUUGGCUUCCGCCAGUUGUGGAGUAAAUAUUCACCUCGUUUCCACCGAACACAUGAGUGUUAUGGAGAAAGACAGUUCUGCAAUCAAGAACGCGCCUGAUGACUCCUCGGAGACAGUUCAAAACACUGCCCUGGACGAUUUUACACCAUCAAAGCUCGGGACAAAAAAAUACUGGGAUGAUGCCUAUCAGAGGGAACUCCAAAUAUUUAAAGACAUUGGGGACGUCGGUGAGAUUUGGUUUGGUGAAGAGAGCAUGGAUCGAGUGAUCAGAUGGAUUGAAACACAAACUCUAUCUGAUGACAUUACCAUAUUGGACAUUGGGACUGGGAAUGGCAUGUUUCUAGUGGAACUGGCCAAAAAGGGCUUCACUAACCUCACUGGUAUCGACUACUCCCUUGCUUCUGUAGAGCUGGCCAAAAGUGUGCUGAGGGAAGAGGGCUUUGCUGAUGUAAACAUUGAGGUAAUGGAUUUCCUCCACCCUCCCUCUGGCUUCAGUUCCUUCGACAUGUGUAUCGACAAGGGCACGUUCGACGCCAUCAGCCUCAAUCCCGAGGACGGGCAGCAGGGGAAGGCCCAGUACGUGGCCUCUCUGAGGCAGGUCUUGAGGCCCCAGGGCCUCUUCGUCAUCACGUCCUGUAACUGGACCAAGGAGCAGCUGCUGCAGAUCUUCAGCCCAGGGUUUGAGCUGGUGAAGGAGCUUCCAACUCCUUGUUUUCAGUUUGGCGGAAAGACCGGAAACAGUGUGACAGCCCUGGUCUUCAAGUAUCAGGCUUGAGUCCUUCUUGCUGAUGAACACAUUGUUAUUUUCAAAUGGCCAAGGCUCUGUACAAACCACUUCAACAGAAAACCUGCACCAAAAGGACAAACAAAAUACCUGUGGAACAAAAAAUCGUGUAUGUUUUUUGGCUGACAUCAUAAAACAUCACAAACAUGUUUUUUUUUUGUUUUUUGGUGAAGACUAGUUCCUAAUUUGCCUUCAGUGAAGAAUGAAAUGUUACAUGUUGCCUUUGUGUGUGUGCAAACUAGAGCCCUGAGUGGAAGUCCUUUGAAAUGGUGAACCUCCGCGUGGCCUCUUAAUGGCCUUGUAAACUGGGAAAUCACCAGCAGAUUGGCUGUUCAACCGUUAUUAUGGAGACUGACUUUGCAUACUACCUCCAUAUGUCAUUUUGUGUUUCAACGUGUGUGUGUGUGUGUGUGUGUGUGUGUGUGUGUGUGUGUGUGUGUGUGUGUGUGUGUGUGUGUGUGUGUGUGUGUGUGUGUUUUGAAACACAAAAUGACAUAUGGAGGUAGUAUGCAAAGUGUGUGCGUGCGUGUGCGUGUGCAUGCAUGGUAGGUUACAGAGGUGCACUCUAGUCUCAUUUACUUCCUGAUAUCCUCUCAGAAAAAAAAUGUGUUGGGAUGGAAGUAGCAUUUCCUUUUUCUUCAGUCCCACCAGUGUGAUAUCUCUCCUAAGCACUGCACAAUGAUCCAUUGUAGUAGAGUAAGUAAUAUGGUAUGGAAGAACGUUGAGCUUGUGCAGCCGGAAUCAUCAUACUUAUAGAAAAUCCAUACUUGAACAACUAGAAUCUAUGGACAUUACUUGCACAUCAGGAAAGCUUUAAACAUAAAAUGCCCCAAAGCCCAAUUUUUUUCUGAAGUACAAUUGUGUGGUCCAAAUUGAAACACUGGCUUUUUACUGGUUUUUACAUUGUGGCAAUGCGGCACAGCAGAGGGGGGUAUUUCUCUGCUUAUUUAAAUACUGUCUUAAGUGGGUUUCAAAGAUACAUAACCUCUCUGUUCAUGUGAGAGAU